GCAGUUCCGCUUUGCUGGGCGCGCGCUGGAUUGUCUGAACCGCAGAGCUCGCAUUUCGCCGGGGCUGUCGCGGUCCCCGAGCCCAGCAUGGCUUCCUCGCGAGCUUCCUCCACGCAGGCAACCAAAACUAAGGCACCUGAUGACUUAGUCGCUCCUGUUGUGAAGAAACCACACAUCUAUUACGGAAGUUUGGAAGAGAAGGAGAGGGAGCGUCUGGCCAAAGGAGAGUCGGGGAUUUUGGGAAAAGAAGGACUUAAAGCAGGAAUUGAAGCAGGAAAUAUUAACAUAACCUCUGGGGAAGUGUUCGAAAUUGAAGAGCAUAUCAGUGAGCGACAGGCCGAAGUGUUAGCCGAGUUUGAGAGAAGGAAGCGAGCCCGGCAAAUCAAUGUUUCCACAGACGACUCAGAGGUCAAGGCUUGCCUUAGAGCCUUGGGGGAGCCCAUCACGCUCUUUGGAGAGGGUCCUGCUGAAAGAAGAGAAAGGUUAAGAAACAUCCUCUCAGUGGUUGGUACUGAUGCCUUAAAAAAGACCAAAAAAGAUGAUGAGAAAUCUAAGAAGUCCAAAGAAGAGUAUCAGCAAACCUGGUACCAUGAAGGACCAAACAGCCUGAAGGUUGCUAGACUAUGGAUUGCUAAUUACUCACUGCCCAGGGCAAUGAAACGCUUGGAAGAGGCCCGUCUCCAUAAAGAGAUUCCUGAGACAACCAGGACCUCCCAGAUGCAAGAGCUGCACAAAUCUCUCCGGUCUUUGAAUAAUUUCUGCAGUCAGAUUGGGGAUGAUCGGCCUAUCUCCUACUGUCACUUUAGUCCCAAUUCCAAAAUGCUGGCCACAGCUUGUUGACCAACCCUGGCUGAGAUGCUUUCCUUUGUAUUUGAUAGGAGUGGGCUUUGCAAGCUCUGGUCUGUUCCUGAUUGCAACCUACUUCACACUCUUCGAGGCCAUAACACUAACGUAGGAGCAAUUGUAUUCCAUCCAAAAUCCACUGUCUCCUUGGACCAAAAAGAUGUCAAUUUGGCCUCUUGUGCUGCUGAUGGUUCUGUGAAACUUUGGAGCCUUGACAGUGAUGAACCAGUGGCAGAUAUUGAAGGCCAUACAGUGCGUGUGGCCCGCGUAAUGUGGCAUCCCUCAGGACGUUUCUUGGGUACCACUUGCUAUGACCGCUCAUGGCGCUUAUGGGAUUUGGAAGCUCAAGAGGAGAUCCUGCACCAGGAAGGCCACAGCAUGGGCGUGUAUGACAUUGCCUUCCAUCAAGAUGGCUCUUUGGCUGGCACUGGGGGACUGGAUGCGUUUGGUCGAGUUUGGGACCUGCGUACAGGACGUUGUAUCAUGUUCCUAGAAGGGCAUCUGAAGGAAAUCUAUGGAAUAAAUUUCUCUCCCAACGGCUACCACAUUGCAACUGGCAGUGGUGACAACACCUGCAAAGUGUGGGACCUUCGACAGCGGCGCUGCAUCUAUACCAUCCCUGCCCAUCAGAACUUAGUGACUGGUGUCAAGUUUGAGCCUAUCCAUGGGAAUUUCUUGCUCACUGGUGCCUAUGACAACACAGCCAAGAUCUGGACCCACCCAGGCUGGUCCCCACUGAAGACUUUGGCUGGCCAUGAAGGCAAAGUGAUGGGUCUAGACAUUUCUUCUGAUGGGCAGCUUAUAGCCACUUGCUCAUAUGACAGGACCUUCAAGCUAUGGAUGGCUGAAUAGGCACAAGCAUAGGAAAAGGACUCAAACCUCAAGCUCUCGCUUCAGAGCCAGUUUCAAAAGAAAGGAAUUGUGUGUUUUGUUCUAUCAUGUUUGUUGCCAAUUACCAUGUAUAGAUCCUCAGUAGAUCAGAUUUCCAUAUCAGCCCCCACUCCAAGCAGGCAGCCCAUUUCCUGGGUGUUGGUGAACCCUUUUCAUGCUUGAAUUUUAAUUUCAUCCUCAAGCCCUGCCAGUAACUGUGUAUACAGUUGUUUUUAUUAAUCUUUUGACUACCCUGUUGCCUUCCUCACAGCACUCAGGAUUGUGACUGGCUCCAUUUUUAAUUCUUGAAACUUGGCUUUCCAUUACAUGGUACAUGCUUCAGGACUGCACGUGACCAGAGAGCACGGUGGCUGGGCUGCAGUCUGGGAGCCCUCAAGCAAAGAGCACAUCUCACCAUGCAUUGGUUCAGUACUGCCCGACAAAGCAGGAACCUUUCCUCUGCCUUGAGAAGGGGAGCUGAAGAGGUAAACCCACAGCUCUGCUCAGGGUUAAGCAGUAAAGAAGAUUUUACCUCUUCCUGUUGGCUUCACUGGAAUGCUACCUGUAUCAGGGAGCAUCAGGAAGCUCAGAACUGAACAUUUGCCUUGUUGGAAAAUGUCUUUGAUUUUUCUUUGAAGUUUGGUAUUUUUCAUGUUAUCCCAAAACUAGGCUAUUGUGUCAAGACUCAAUGAAAUUUUUAGAAAGCUAACAUGAUGUCUCUGUUGUGCAACCUCCUUUCUGUUGGUUAUGUUAAGGAUAUACCCUUCAUGUCAAGGUAACUCUGGAAAAAAUCCCUAAUGGGUAUUCCUAAAUAUAAACUUUUCCCUUUUAUUUUCUUUGUUACAUACUUGCUACAGAGUAAAAUCCUAUUGUAAUAACUGUUCUUUGAAUAGUUAUUUUUGCAUAGUUAAGUCUUUUCUGAAUCCAGCCUUUGGUCCAUCGAGGUCCUUGUUUUUGGUUUGCGAUAUAGCACAUGAUCUCAAAUAUGAUUACUCCGGUUUCUUGUCUCCUUAAUGAGCACUCUGUUCAUUUUUUUUUUUUUUUAAUAGAGGGCUCUUGCAUUAUGGGCCAGACUACCAGUGAACUAUGUCUGGACCCUAAUCCUUACUCAUUGGCUAUCCAGCAGUUACCAUCACCUUUUUCUACCCCAAAUAUACAAUCACUGAACUCUGGAAGCACACAGUAAAUUCAUACAAAAAUAUAGAAAUUUGGGAGAAGAAAGGAUUGUACAUAGAGAAUUCAAAGAGGGCUUAUAUGAUGGCUACUCCUUGAAGUGUUAAACACUUUCUACUUGCUACUCUAAAGGGGCUGAGAGCGACUUGUCUAGCUCUAUUCUUCAAGCUGUUAUUGUGUGAUACAUAAAUAAUUUGUUUAAUCUGAUUUCAUUUAUAACCAAGUUGUUUCAUAUCCUGUGUACUUGUUAAGCAUCUAAAUUCCCAGCUCUGCUCUCAA
This is a messenger RNA of Molossus molossus (Pallas's mastiff bat), 3165 nucleotides long. It is a transcript of the gene PRPF4, whose product is annotated as pre-mRNA processing factor 4. The coding region runs from base 856 to 1695 and encodes 279 amino acids. Gene Ontology annotation, biological process: mRNA splicing, via spliceosome. Gene Ontology annotation, molecular function: protein binding; U4 snRNA binding; U6 snRNA binding. The record is from RefSeq and is a predicted model, not a curated record. Gene Ontology annotation, cellular component: U4/U6 x U5 tri-snRNP complex. The transcript has 14 exons. NCBI's taxonomy places the organism in Eukaryota, Metazoa, Chordata, Mammalia, Chiroptera, Molossidae.